Aspergillus bombycis is the source of this 1491-nucleotide messenger RNA. RefSeq names its product phosphatidylinositol N-acetylglucosaminyltransferase (gene pigc). The transcript is spliced from 2 exons. The record is from RefSeq and is a predicted model, not a curated record. NCBI's taxonomy places the organism in Eukaryota, Fungi, Ascomycota, Eurotiomycetes, Eurotiales, Aspergillaceae. Gene Ontology annotation, biological process: GPI anchor biosynthetic process. The coding region runs from base 1 to 1491 and encodes 496 amino acids. Gene Ontology annotation, cellular component: membrane; glycosylphosphatidylinositol-N-acetylglucosaminyltransferase (GPI-GnT) complex.
AUGCCUCCUCUGUCCGACUCGCCUCCCCCCGUUCCUCCGCCAGUCCCCGUCGAGACCCAUCCUAAUCGAGCGGUCGGGAUAAAGCCUCCUGGACAACAACGGACGCUCCCCGAUCCCACCCGGCUUGCCCCUGAAGAUGCAUACUAUUCGCCUGCAUUGGUGAGAACACGAACUGCUCCAGCAACCUACGAUGAGUCUCUUCGAGGGCUGAACGGGAGCGCCGGCACUGCUGCCUCGGUCGCAGCUUUGCGACCGCCGCACGCGGUCCCGGCGCGAAAAUUACGAGGAACAAGUAGACGUCGGCGACGAAAGGGCGCGUGGAAGAAGCUGCUCUGGGUGAAGCAAUCAUAUCCUGAUAACUACACCGAUACCGAGACGUUCCUCGAUCAUCUCCAGCGCAACCCACGCGUGCGUCCUUACGACUUCUGGCCGCUCGUAGCCGAUUCUACGGUCAUUGUUCAGCAUGUUUGCUCGGUGGCGAUCUUUGUUUGCUGCUUUGUUGGCAUUGUCCAGGGACGGGUGAGCCCCGUGUCGAUUGUGUGCUGGGGGAGCGUCGGGACGGCUAUGGGCUGGAUACUGUGGGAUUCAUGGGUGUUCAGAGAGCAUGGGGAGAGCCACGUGGUGGAGCGCGCAUCCGAAGGGGAUGACGGAUCGAGUUCUGGCUCAACCACAAGUUCAAUGAACCCAUCCACCACCCGGUUAAAUGACCAGAAGGACAACCAGGUCCAUGGACUUGGGUUGACGAUGUCUCACAGUGAGACAGAACCGGGACGAAGGAGCAGCAACUCGGGUCUCGGCGAUUCCUGCACGCAGGAUGCGGCAUCCUUCGGAGGUACGAAUGGCGUUGCUGCCGGCAGCGUCCCCCUUCUGCACGACGCGCCGAUGACUUCACGACUCUCUACGCGCAACCGCCAGCGGCUAUCUACCGUUAAAUCGGCAUUUUUGAUAUACUGUGCAUUACUGGGGCUUAGUCCGAUCCUGAAAUCGCUCACUAAAUCGACGGCCAGCGACUCGAUCUGGGCGAUGAGUUGCUGGCUGUUGAUCACCAACAUCUUCUCGUUUGACUAUGGGAGUGGGGAGGGCGCAGGCGCUACGAAGUUCCCGGCUUCUCUGUCGACCAACGCUGCGGUGAUGGCCUCGACCGUGCUGGCGUCCCGGCUGCCGUCGACGACGCAUGUGUUCAGUUUAAUGCUGUUCUCCAUCGAAGUGUUUGGACUGUUCCCUAUCUUCCGGCGUCAGUUGCGCCAUAUUUCAUGGACCGGCCAUGUGUUCCUGACACUAGCGCUGGUGAUCGCCGCUGGUGGCGCGGUUGGAAUUACAUUAAGGGGCGGAUUGACGGCGGCCGUCGUCGGUUCUAUGCUCGGCAGCAUCCUGACUGCUUUGGCGAUGGGAGGCUGUAGUUGGUGGCUCAUCAGUCUGCAGAAAUACAAGAACGUUGUGACGGGACCAUGGGACCCGGCGCGACCCAUCAUCCGACGCCAUUGGGACUAG